Molecule: messenger RNA, 652 nt
Organism: Penicilliopsis zonata CBS 506.65
Lineage: Eukaryota; Fungi; Ascomycota; Eurotiomycetes; Eurotiales; Aspergillaceae
Exons: 2
Coding region: 75-494 (139 amino acids)
Source: RefSeq, a predicted model, not a curated record
ACAGACAAAAGAAAAAUAAACACACCUCGUCAUCUCCAGAAUGGAGUCACCACCCAGCCGGGUAUAACGCCACGAUGCGGCUGAUUCAAUCCGCCCGGCUUACCCCAACUGAGCACUCGAUCUGGAGAGCCUUUCUGGACGAAGCCGUCGACCCGGAAUACGCUGCUCAGUAUAUCUGGGGAAGGAUCCACGAUCAUUCCGGUCGCCCUGCGGAGCAAGUAUUAGAAGAAUUAAAACUUGACUGGAAGCAAGUGGUGAAGAAAGUGACCCAGAGAGACCAGGUUUCACUCGAAGCACAAGCUCUAGUCGAAGAGAGGGACAACUCGCAUUGCUUCAUGCUGGAUCAGAAGCCAUUGGAUACAAGCAGGCACAUUCGUUUCGAUCAUGCCUGGGUGAUCCCACCGAGCCUUUUCGAUGACCGUGACAUGGAUUCGCAGGUGGGUGUUGGUCUGGAAUAUAAAUCUAACCAGAGAUUGAAUUCAUCAUGCUACUAGGGUCCUCUUUAUGCCCUCCUGCAAGCGUUCUUAACCCCUGCCAUAACCUCCGAGCUUCGGACCCUUCUGCAGACUGGCACCUCGGAAUCUCGACUAAGAAACUUGUUCUUACUCUCUCCGAGCAUUCAUUCAGCCUUUCGAAAUGGACAUAUACAGGU